AUGGAAGAAGUAACGCCGGCAGCGCAGAUCAUUCGACCGGCAGGUCUGCUAGAACGACUUCACAUCUCUCGCCAGCGUCUUGGUUUGGGUGCAACUGUCCUCGUUGCUGCCAAGUUCGUCGCGUCCAAUUCAUCCCAGGAGCGUUCCUUGCACCGCGAUGAAUUCCAUGACGCCGUAGUUGAAGCCAUCGACCAGCAUCCAGCUCUUGCCGUACGAAUUCACAAUGAGGUCGAGACCACCGGCCCUCCUUCGCUCAUGCGCAUGUCAGCUGUCGAUCUCGACCAAGGAAUACAAUUCCUUACUUCGGAACAGAGUUCUAAGGGGUUUCAAGCCGUUGUCGAAGACGCGUUGGUCACGCAGUUUGACUCGUCCACCGAAAAUAGCCCGAUGUGGCGCUUCACGGUCUUACCGGACAAUCAUGUCAUAUUCCUAUACCACCAUGUCCUCGGUGACGGGCAGAGUGGGCUUGGUGUUCUUCAGACCGUCGUUCAGGCACUGAACAAGGCUGCUGGAGCGUCGACAACUGUGGUUCGCGAACGCUUCUAUAUACCACGGCAGAAGCUAGAACUUCUCCCGCCGAUUGAGGAACGCACCAACUGCGAUAUCACGCUACGAACUUUCUUCCACGCCAUCAUCGACGAGCUUUUGCCUUCGUGGACGAAGAACAAAGUUUGGACGGGAAACCCUGUGUUGCCAGCCGUGCCUACUCCGCCGGGUCGCGUUGCGACUCGAGUAAGGAUCGUCUCUCUGCCUCCGGACGCCGCCUCGAGACUGCUAACGCAAGCUCGAUCGCACCAAACUACUAUAACAAGCAUAAUCCAUGUUUCUGCAAUACUCGCCCUCUCGCAUUUGCUUACCGAGCCUCACGUUUCUUCGAAGACUCCCUCUGACACUGGAGACAGCAAGGAGGUUCAUCACACGAACGCGAACUCGAAGUACGAGAAGAUAAAAUCACAUACUGCCGUCUCUCUCCGUUCAUUUGCUAAUGUUCCCUCGACAACAAUGUACGAAACCGCAUCGGCGCAUGAUCAUUCGGAGACCAUCGUCUCAACGCGACUACCGUUUCCAUGUUGCGCCUCGGCCGCGCCGCAGAGCUGGAAAGACGACUUCCCGUGGUCCAAGGCCUCUCGUAUCUCGAAGGAUCUCAAGAAAGGCGGCCCGUAUGCGCGUUCAAAAUUGGGUCUACUAAAGUUCCUGGACGGGAAGUUCGAGGGGUACUGGGCCGGAAAGCUGGGGAAGAAACGAGACGAAAGUCUGGAGUUAUCAAACGUCGGUUCGUGGUCCCUUCAAACAUCCGCCCAGCCCAACGGAAUCCAAGACGGGCAGUCAAAUGAGAAGGACGAAAGCGAGAACACCAAGUGGGGUGUCCUCAGUGCCUAUUUCGCUCAGGACGACAACGUCGUCGGCUCGGCAAUGAAAGUGAAUGUCAUCGGCAGUCCAAACGGGGAACUGAACGUCUGCGUCACAUGGGGGGAGGGUGCGGUGGAUGACCAGCUUGCUGAAGCUUUUGCGGGAGGAUUGAGGCACGGGUUAGAGCAGUUGUCCAGCGCGUCGCCCUAG
This is a messenger RNA of Pleurotus ostreatus (oyster mushroom), 1560 nucleotides long. RefSeq lists its product as uncharacterized. The transcript has 2 exons. Bases 1 to 1560 code for a protein of 519 amino acids. NCBI's taxonomy places the organism in Eukaryota, Fungi, Basidiomycota, Agaricomycetes, Agaricales, Pleurotaceae. The record is from RefSeq and is a predicted model, not a curated record. Gene Ontology annotation, molecular function: N-acetyltransferase activity.